CCAUUCAGUUACUUUGAUCGACUCUUAGCUGUCGAGUUGAGUAACGCUAUUUUAAUUUUAUAUCGCUUCUGCACCGCUUCAUAAACACCAAGCCGCUUCUAAAAUGCGUGAAUGCAUCUCCAUCCAUGUUGGACAGGCUGGUGUCCAGAUCGGCAAUGCCUGUUGGGAGUUGUACUGCUUGGAGCAUGGCAUCCAGCCAGAUGGGCAGAUGCCCAGUGAUAAAACCAUUGGAGGCGGGGAUGACUCCUUUAACACUUUCUUCAGUGAGACAGGAGCUGGAAAACAUGUCCCCAGGGCAGUGUUUGUGGAUCUGGAGCCAACAGUAAUUGAUGAGGUGCGUACAGGAACCUACAGGCAGCUUUUUCACCCCGAGCAGUUAAUCACUGGGAAAGAAGAUGCAGCCAACAAUUAUGCUAGAGGGCAUUACACCAUCGGCAAAGAGAUCAUUGAUUUGGUGUUGGACAGGAUUCGCAAACUGGCUGACCAGUGCACAGGUCUCCAGGGCUUCCUUGUCUUCCAUAGUUUUGGUGGUGGCACUGGUUCUGGUUUCACUUCACUGCUGAUGGAACGUCUCUCUGUUGACUAUGGGAAGAAAUCUAAGCUGGAAUUCUCCAUCUAUCCUGCUCCUCAAGUAUCCACAGCAGUUGUAGAGCCCUAUAAUUCCAUCCUGACCACCCACACCACUCUUGAGCACUCAGACUGUGCCUUCAUGGUAGACAAUGAAGCUAUCUAUGACAUUUGCCGCAGGAACCUUGACAUUGAGCGCCCCACCUACACCAAUCUGAACCGACUCAUCAGCCAAAUUGUGUCAUCCAUCACAGCUUCUCUGCGCUUUGAUGGGGCUCUGAAUGUUGAUCUGACAGAGUUCCAGACAAACUUGGUGCCCUACCCUCGUAUCCACUUCCCUCUAGCUACCUAUGCCCCAGUCAUUUCUGCUGAGAAAGCCUAUCAUGAACAACUUUCAGUGGCUGAGAUUACCAAUGCCUGCUUUGAGCCAGCCAACCAGAUGGUCAAAUGUGACCCUCGCCAUGGCAAAUACAUGGCCUGCUGCCUGCUGUACCGUGGUGAUGUUGUGCCCAAAGAUGUCAAUGCUGCUAUUGCUACAAUCAAAACAAAGCGCACCAUCCAAUUUGUGGACUGGUGUCCUACUGGUUUCAAGGUGGGCAUCAACUACCAGCCCCCUACUGUAGUACCCGGGGGUGAUCUUGCAAAAGUUCAGAGGGCAGUGUGCAUGCUAAGCAACACGACUGCUAUUGCUGAGGCUUGGGCACGUCUUGAUCACAAAUUUGACUUAAUGUACGCCAAGCGUGCUUUUGUCCACUGGUAUGUUGGGGAAGGAAUGGAGGAAGGGGAGUUCUCUGAGGCACGUGAAGACAUGGCCGCCUUGGAGAAAGACUACGAGGAAGUAGGGGUUGAUUCAAUUGAAGGAGAGGGUGAGGAGGAGGGAGAGGAAUAUUAAAGUUAAUUAGUUGUGUUUUUAGUGAUUGUUUAGCCCACCUGCAUUUUCUCACACUAGUGAGUGUUUGUUUCAUCUGCAGUCUGGCACGUAGUCAUUAAAUCUGAAAGGGUGAGAAGUCUGUGUUUGGGGAAAUGCAUCUUUAUAAGAUUGUGAUUCCUUUAACCUUGUGGCGAGUGACUAUCUUACUUUUGCCUGGUUUGUCUGUUAUUUAAAAUAAAUUCAUUGGAAGGCAUUAAACUC
Molecule: messenger RNA, 1699 nt
Organism: Polypterus senegalus (gray bichir)
Lineage: Eukaryota; Metazoa; Chordata; Cladistia; Polypteriformes; Polypteridae
Product: tubulin alpha-1B chain
Exons: 4
Coding region: 104-1459 (451 amino acids)
Biological process (GO): microtubule cytoskeleton organization; mitotic cell cycle
Cellular component (GO): microtubule; cytoplasm
Molecular function (GO): structural constituent of cytoskeleton; GTP binding
Source: RefSeq, a predicted model, not a curated record